GAAAUGUGCAAGCAGUCUUGUGCAGAAAUGGGAAAGGGUUUUGCCUGACCAAGGAACACACUCUACGAAACACCAAAGAAAGAAGAAGAGCCCUUUACAGUGGAGAAGUGAUCAGUUCCGAUGACCCCUAUGGGCUCUUGGAUGGGCACAUCAAAACCACCAGGGGUCUUGGAUUCCAUGGAAACAUCAGACUAAAAAAGUCCAUUAUUCCAGCACCGCAAACGAUUUCUGUCCCUAUAGAUGAUUUAUGUCAGUUUCUCAUCUUAGCCACUAACGGACUUUGGCAAGUUCCGGACAAGAAGGAAGUCACCGCACUGGCAAUCACCUUGUUUCAUGCAUAUAAAGGAACACAUGUUCCUGUCCCUAAGAACAAACCCUGGCCACCUAUAGGCCUCCUUUCCCCACCAGACAGUAGCAUCCGAGUGCUGUUCCAGUACCAGCCUGAAAAUGAGGACGUUAUGUCAACUAUAGNUGUAACGCAAGGGUUAUCNGACUCAGUAUANGCUGAAGCUUCCAGUCAUCAAGGUAGAUCUGCAGAAACAUUUCUUCCAGAAGUGAUUCCUCCUCAUGACCCUUGCAGCACAAAAGAAAAUGGUACUGUAGACACUAAGCAGGAAAGUGAGAAAGAACUAUGUAUUAAGAAUUUCUACAAAGGUGCAUCUGAGUACAUUGGCUGUGAACUCGUAAGUGCUGCAAUAGAAGGUGGUUCCAGAGACAGCAUCACUGUCAUGGUCAUGUUUCUCAAUGGAAGUGAGUAUCACAGGCUGACAUAA
Mus pahari (shrew mouse) is the source of this 773-nucleotide messenger RNA. RefSeq names its product protein phosphatase 2C-like domain-containing protein 1. The transcript has a single exon. The annotation marks the transcript as partial. The record is from RefSeq and is a predicted model, not a curated record. Gene Ontology annotation, molecular function: protein serine/threonine phosphatase activity. NCBI's taxonomy places the organism in Eukaryota, Metazoa, Chordata, Mammalia, Rodentia, Muridae. Gene Ontology annotation, biological process: protein dephosphorylation.